Messenger RNA from Sporothrix schenckii 1099-18, 489 nucleotides. RefSeq lists its product as uncharacterized. The transcript has 2 exons. NCBI's taxonomy places the organism in Eukaryota, Fungi, Ascomycota, Sordariomycetes, Ophiostomatales, Ophiostomataceae. Gene Ontology annotation, biological process: protein folding. Bases 1 to 489 code for a protein of 162 amino acids. The record is from RefSeq and is a predicted model, not a curated record. Gene Ontology annotation, molecular function: protein folding chaperone. Gene Ontology annotation, cellular component: cytoplasm; prefoldin complex.
AUGUCGGCGGCUGCUGCAAGCCCGGCGUCCGCGCAGCCAGCCUCGGCCAAGAGGCAGCAGGAGAAGAGAUGGAGGAUGGAGGCACAGAAUGAGCUGGAUGGAAGACUUACUGACGCCGGUCCCGUGCCCCGUUCCUCUUUUGCAGACCUCCAGGUGCAGUACACCAACUACAAGAACGCCCUGCAGCAAAUCGCCCAGAAGAUUGGCGACGUCGAGCAGGAGGCCGACGAACACAAGCUUGUCCUCGAGACACUCGAGCCUCUGCCGGCCGACCGCAAGUGCUUCCGCAUGAUCAACGGCGUGCUGAUCGAGCGCACCGUCAAGGACGUCAUCCCGGCUCUCAAGACCAACGCCGAGGGUCUGAGCAAGGUGCUGGACGAUCUGGUCAAGCAGUACAAGUCAAGACAAGAGGACCUGGAGAAGUGGAAGGUUAGUGCUCGCAAAGGGCCCGGGGAGUGUCACCAUCGUGGAAGCCGGCCAGACAGCUAA